AUGGAGUGGACCGAAGAAAAGGCUAUUCAUUUUAUUAAAAAAAUGAAAGAUUACCCGUGCUUGUGGAAUCCCUCGAGUAAAGACAAAAAGAAUAGAAAUAGAAUCAAAGAUGCAUUCAAAAGUAUCGCGGAGGAGAUGAAAGUUGACGUUAUGUCGUUGAAGAAGAAGAAGGAGAAUUUAUUUCAGACGUACCGAAAUUAUAAGAGAAAAAUCAACCGCAGUAAAGUGUCAGGAUCCCGUGUUCAAGAUGUAUACAAACCCGUGUGGUCUCUGUACUCGUUACUGGAUGAUUUUUUACAUGAUGUUUACGCACCAAAGAAAAGUUAUAACUUACUGGCGAUACCACUGAUCGAAUCACCGGAAUCACAGGACUCAUUCAUCCCUGUGACGCCUAUUAUUAGUUCAGUCUCCUCACAUGCUGGAAGUUCGGAACGACAACACACAUCCACGCCAGUCUUGCGUUCCAGGCCUGGAAAAAGAUUGAACUCGGAGUUAACGGACGAAUCAUUCAGAACUGUUACCGACAAUUUAAAACGUCCCGACGUCGAAGAUCGUUUCGAUAUUUAUGGUAAAUAUGUAGGAAUGAAACUGCGUGAUCUUCCCAAACAACAAAGAAUACUUGCUGAAAGAAUUAUCAAUGAAACAUUAUUUUUGGCUGAUUUAGGUAGUUUAACAUUGUCGCACUCUGUGCUGUCUUCGAACUUUGUCAAUACCGCUGUCUCCUCGAAACCAUAAUUAAUUAUUGAUUUCAUCGAUUAUUAUCUACAUUUAUUACCGAAUUAAACUUGUCUGUUUUAUGGAUUAAUAAUAAAGUUAAUUAGAAUUAAAGGUGUAUUUUAUAUCGCGCAUGCUUGUAAAUGUAUUUGGCGCGAAACUCUACCGAGUUUCUUGAUUUACCCUUAAAUGCGUUGUUGGCAAUGAUUGGUAGGGUUAAGUAUGUUUAUUAAAAUUUAUACACUUUUAAUACAUAAGAUUGUAGAUUCGCCUCCUACAGUUAAUGUCUGAAAAAGUGAACUACUCCCUAUUUGUUAUACACUUCUAAAUGAAUUUAUAAUUUUGUAACAUGUUAUAACGUUGUAAUAUUAUACAGGA
Orussus abietinus is the source of this 1092-nucleotide messenger RNA. RefSeq lists its product as uncharacterized. The transcript is spliced from 2 exons. NCBI's taxonomy places the organism in Eukaryota, Metazoa, Arthropoda, Insecta, Hymenoptera, Orussidae. The coding region runs from base 1 to 735 and encodes 244 amino acids. The record is from RefSeq and is a predicted model, not a curated record.